Sphenostylis stenocarpa is the source of this 945-nucleotide messenger RNA. Lineage: Eukaryota; Viridiplantae; Streptophyta; Magnoliopsida; Fabales; Fabaceae. The record is from the annotation of a GenBank genome assembly.
AUGGCUUCAUCAACCAUCAAGCAAACACAACACCUUAAACGCACCAAACUCUUCAUGGAAGAAGACACCCUUCUGAAGAAGAACCAUCACUAUCCCAAGCUCGUCCGAAUACGAGUCACCGACGCCGACGCCACCGACUCCUCCAGCGACGAGGACCAGCCCUCCGUGUCCUCCACGCGCCGCCGAGUCAAAAGCUUCGUCAACGAGAUUACCAUCCAAGGCGCCGGCGUUAAAGUUUCCAGGAAAAGAAGGGCGAAGUCAGGCGGCACUCCGCCGAGUCGGCGGCGGAUGGGGGCGAGGAAGUUCCGCGGAGUGAGACAGCGACCGUGGGGUAAGUGGGCGGCGGAGAUAAGGGACCCGUCUCGUCGCGUGCGGCUCUGGCUGGGAACCUACGACACCGCGGAGGAAGCCGCCAUUGUGUACGACAAUGCCGCCAUUCAGCUGCGCGGCGCAGACGCGCUCACCAAUUUCAUAACGCCGCCGGCGGAGGGCAGAAAAACCGGUUACUUCUCCGGCGAGGAGUCUCGCAACGACGAGUUGCGUUCCCCCACUUCGGUUCUUAGGUGCUGUUCGGCGUCCGAGGAAGUUGAAUCGGUUGCUGCAAACGACGUCUUUGGUCCCGCGAGCGAGUGCGAAUAUUCAUGCGUUUCGGAGGAUAGUAAGUUGAAACAUGAGUCAGUGUUUGGUAUUCCUGACGAUGUAGUAUUUAGAUUUGAAAGCACGUUGGAUACGUUUGACGAGUGUGCUAAUAACGUGGCAGAGAGUAAUGGCAUAUUCUUGGAGGACGAAUUUGAUUUCAGUGGAAGCUUUGUGAGUGAGAAGGAUAAUUUAGAUUUGGGUUUUGGGUUUGGGUUUGGGUUUGGGUUUAAGAGUUGGCACAGAGAGUGUGAUAAUUUCCAGGACAUUGGGGAUUUGUUUGUUUGGGAUCCUCUUGUCGCACUUUGA